AUGACUGGCGAGAUCCCUGUCCUCCAGUCCCCUGAUCUGGAGCAGCAUAAUAACAUGACUGUGUUUGUUUCACGGUACACUGUGGGAAAACUGCUGGGGAAGGGAACCUUCGGUUGUGUCUAUGAAGGAGUCCGGAACAAAGAUAGGAAACAGGUUGCCAUUAAAGUUGUUGACAAGGAAGGCAUGGAUGAAACUAUGACCAUUCCUGGAGAGACACAGGAGCUGCCUGUUGAGGUGGCACUAAUGAAGAUAGUGUCCAAGCCACCUCACUGUAGCAACGUGGUGGAGCUCCUGGACUGGUUUGACUUGGUCCAUAAGUAUGUGUUGGUCCUGGAACGGCCCAGCCCCUGUAUGGACCUCAGAGAUUUCAUUGAAUCUCAGAACGGCCACCUGUCUGAGGCACAAGCUCGAGACAUCAUGGUGCAGGUGGUUCAGGCAGCUCAUCACUGCUGUAAUCAUGGCGUGUUCCACCGGGACAUCAAAGCUGAGAAUCUCCUCAUCAACACCAAUACCUUGCACAUCAAACUGAUCGAUUUUGGCUAUGGUGUACUGCUGAAGGACACGCCGUACGAUGAAUUUUCAGGCACUGAUGUCUUUGCACCUCCUGAGUGGCUGAUGUUCGAGGAGUACAUGGGCAUUUCUGGUACCAUCUGGGGUCUGGGAAUAUUUCUGUAUAAUUUGCUCAGUGGACAAUACCCCAUUGCAUCAGAGGAGGACUUUGAUUAUGCAUACCUGGUUUUAAGUCCUGAUGUGUCUCAAGAGUGCUUUGAGCUGAUGAUGUGGUGCCUGGACCUCAACCCUGAAGUGCGUCCAACUUUCGAUGACUUGUUCAGGCAUGAGUGGUUUACAGAAGCAGUUUAG
Messenger RNA from Neoarius graeffei (lesser salmon catfish), 861 nucleotides. Its product is annotated as serine/threonine-protein kinase pim-1-like. Lineage: Eukaryota; Metazoa; Chordata; Actinopteri; Siluriformes; Ariidae. The record is from RefSeq and is a predicted model, not a curated record. Bases 1 to 861 code for a protein of 286 amino acids. The transcript is spliced from 6 exons. Gene Ontology annotation, biological process: regulation of mitotic cell cycle; negative regulation of apoptotic process; protein autophosphorylation. Gene Ontology annotation, molecular function: protein serine/threonine kinase activity; ATP binding. Gene Ontology annotation, cellular component: cytoplasm.